AAAUAUCAUCAGGAAGAAAGCGAUAUCCCACGGGGGGUCACGGGGAAUCCAACCCUCAACUCAGGGUCACACUCGUGCAACAGUGAGGGCAAUGGAAACUGGUACACGUACCUGUGCAUACAGGUAUACAAUGACUAAUGUCAGUCCCUAAUGCAGGUAUGAAGCGAGCGAACUUAAUGUGUAAACGAUUCACAUGUCAGUUAAAUGUACUUCAUGCUCCAUAGACAAGGAAAUGCUUCAAUGUUACGUCACGCCAGAAUUCGUUAUAAAUAGGACUAUUUCGAGGACCAACUGUCAUUAUCAGUUCUACGUUAUACAGGACGCCCGUCCAAAACAAAGUGACUAUUUUGCUCAACUUACCUAUUUCUUCAUCCUACCAUGGUUUUCUCAAUGCAGAGUGCUGUGAAUUGUACAGUAGUUGGUGACGGAUUCGUCGGAAAGUCUUGCCUCGUCCAGAAAAUAGCCGGCGGAAAAUUCCACCAGGAGUACGUAGCUACCUUGAAGGAUAACUAUUCCACCAAGUUGUCUUUGAACGGGGACAGUUUUGAAAUGAACAUCACGGAUAUUGCAGGAGAGCACGAAGACUUGUUCUCCCUGGAGGUUCCCGAUAUUUACAUCGUCUGCUUCAGCCUGGUGGACAAGGAUUCUCUGGAUAGUGUGGAAGAAUUCUGGAUCCCUGAUAUCCAGUCGCUUGACCAAUCCGUGCCAAUUGUCCUUGUGGGUACACAACUGGAUAUGCGGAAACCUUUCGACUCCAGACAUAUAACCUCCGAACAAGGGCAAAAUGCUGCCAAGAGACUGGGUGCAGACUAUUAUGUGGAAUGUUCCGCAAAGGAAAACUCCGGGAUCAGGGAAACCUUCCAGAAGGCGGUCAUGGCAAAGAUUCGAAACGAAAAGAAAAAGUUGGAAAUGAUCAAACGAAUGUUAAACAGAUGAACUAGGUAUUCUCUCUGAUAUUACAAAAGUAUGACCCCUGUGUCAGACCAAAGAAGAAUCGUAGGCUCAUUCAUUAGAGCUGGUACCGAGUAUACACAUACACGGACUACCCAAUGUGUUACAUUCCUACAUACAAGAAUGUAUGGGAAUAUAGGUUACAGCCAUACCAAGUGGACAUUCUAUGGAUUGCAAACGUCAGUGACUUCAGUUUCAAAGUGUGCAACAGGAAGUCAAUAACUUUCAAAUCCAGAACCUUCGACAGCAACAAAUACAGACGAUUGCUGAAACAGAUUUGUUUUAUUUGAAAUGAAAAAUUAUAUGCAAUUCAUGAUAAAAGAUGAAUUUAACAAU
Messenger RNA from Magallana angulata, 1287 nucleotides. Its product is annotated as cdc42 homolog. The record is from RefSeq and is a predicted model, not a curated record. Gene Ontology annotation, biological process: small GTPase-mediated signal transduction. The coding region runs from base 379 to 936 and encodes 185 amino acids. Gene Ontology annotation, molecular function: GTP binding; GTPase activity. NCBI's taxonomy places the organism in Eukaryota, Metazoa, Mollusca, Bivalvia, Ostreida, Ostreidae. The transcript is spliced from 3 exons.